Symbiodinium sp. CCMP2592 is the source of this 2382-nucleotide messenger RNA. The record is from the annotation of a GenBank genome assembly. Lineage: Eukaryota; Dinophyceae; Suessiales; Symbiodiniaceae.
AUGGCUUCCGUGCAGGUGGAGGAGGUGAUGAACUUCAGCCUCGUGGAGAAGAAGACCUUCUUGGAAUUCAUCCCCAGCCAGGGGGAACCAAUGAGACGCACCCUAAGCCUGCCGGCGCUGUCGACGGCAACCGAUCAACUUCCAGAGCCAGACACAGUCAAAGAUCCAGUCCCGAAGCUUCUCCCGACGCCAGUGCAUGAGCACGGCAUCCGAUGUACAGAAUCAACUUCGGCCUCACCAGGCGCAUCCAUGUUGCGGGGGUCAUGUACAGCUUGGCAAUUGGCAUCGACGCGCGGUGGCAGUAAUUCAAGCUUGCUCACGACCUUCAUCGGCGAGUCAAUGCAUGGAGCUAGCUCAUGGUUGCUCGAAGAGGAUGUCACAGGCGACGACGUGCUCCAAACCGAGCACACAGGAGCCACGGCUCCCGGGUCACCGCAUUCGAUGAGUGGCACAAGCACAACGACCAUGGGAACCCUGCAGCCCUCAGAGUCUAUCGGCUCCUCCUUGCACGAGGCGAAGCUUUGCCGACCUUGUGCUUGGUACUGGAGACCAGGCAGCUGCUUGAGGGGAGCAGAGUGUCUCCACUGCCACCUUUGUGCAGAUGGGGAGCUGGGCAAGCGGCUCCCGGGGUCCUUGCUCGUUGCCUAUGUCAAGGGCACGGCCCCAGGGUGUACAGGAGCAGCUCGCAAGCUUUACGAACGAUUGUCUAGUGAGUUUGCAGCGAGCUUCGUGCUAAUCUUUGCUUCCCUGGGUGAUCCCGGCCAUGUCGUGUACGAUGACGGGUGUGGCUGCAAGCGUGGUCGGAGCAUCUACAAGGAGGUGCUACGCUCGAUUGGAGUGGGUGGCAUUCUGACGUUUGAGGAUGCUGCGGUUGACGUCUUGUUCUUUCUGGACUUGGCAGCAAUUUUCUUCAAGGAGGAUCUAUGCCUCAAGAACACGGUGCCGCGCUUCGUCUAUCGGGCUCUGCGCGAGGAUGAGGACACUCUCGCUGGACUGCGGGCUCGUGAUCCCAGUGCCGAGCGCAGUAUGAUGCAGGCCCUUGAGGAAGGGGCAGUCGCAAAUCAGUAUCUGCACACCACCACGUCCCCGGAAGUGGCACUCUACUAUGCAGAAGCUUUUGGGAAGAAUUCGAAGCACCAGAUUGUGGAGAUUGAGCUGGAAGGUUUCAACGGUGAGGUCUUCGAUGUUUCAGACGCCCAGGCCUGCAAUCGCUACGGAAUCCGAUACGGUAGCAGAGCAUACAAUUUUGCUGUCAAGCACAAAGUUGUGAUGCUCAAGGGUUAUGUGCACCCCAGUCGGUUGGGAGAGGUUCUGCGAACAUCAGGCUUGAGCCUUCUGUCUUUCGGCACGGGACCCUCCUGCGAAGAUUUUGCAUCAAUGCUGCCCCUCUCCGCGCGACGGCAACUCUGCAACUGGAGAAGAGGACCACCCACGAUCGCUUGCAGGAAGCCUGAAGUGCGCAAGUCACAGCAUCAGGCCUUGUGCGAUGAUGAUAGCAUGCAGGGCAGAGUUCUGGACGAAGCUGCUGAGAAGCUGGAGGCAAAGAUAGCCAAGCUCCAAGCUCAGAGGAGCCUCAUCAAGUUGUUGUCAGGGCCAAUCAAAGAACGCCAGAGGCUUGAGACACAACGUCAGGAAGAUUUGAAGCGGAAGCGCGAGGAGGAGCGGCAAAUCGAGGAAGAGCGGCAGAAAAGGCUGAAGAGGGAGGAAGCAGACGAGCGUCAAGCAGAGCUGCGUGGGCCGAGGAUAUGGGCCCGCUGUUUCUGGCGGGAUCAUGUCCUUCAAAAUUUUGACCGGCAUGCCUUGCAGGUGGCCCUAGGCAGCAACAGCUACAUCAUUUUGUGGGACCGUGCCAAGGGCCAUCACUGGAAAGGCAUUCCACGGGAGCUUGCAAACAAACUCAGAGGUCGCGCAAAAGAGCUGCCACAUGCGACACUGGUUGCAUUAAGCCCAGAUUCAGAUUGCUACUAUGUGCAGUUCAGUGACGGGAAGUCUCACUACCGUUCCCCACCUGGGCUCGCCACGGCCCUGCAAGACGACUCCGAGCCCCCUUCAGUGGUGGCCUUGGGUCCGGAGAGCUCAUGGUUUGUUGCGUGGCCAAAUGGGAAAACGAAUCACCACGGAUUGCCGAAGAGCCUCCGCAACAUGCUGUCCUCAAACAAGGAUCGGUCUGUUGCGUUUCUCAGUAUUUCGGGCGUGGAUUGUGGUCAAGAUGUAGAUGCUGCGUUAUGGUUCCUCCGCUGGCGGGACGAAGGGCGAAAGCCAAAUUGGAGGCUUAGUAGGAAUGCGCCGUCAUCGCUACAGCAAACUGCAGAGAACGCCGGCAAUCUGCGAAGCAUCGAGUUUGGAAGCAGUGACGACUGGGUUCUUCGUUAUGCAGACUGA